GGCGGUGAUCCCGAAAGUCGGGCCGCCAGCUGUGAAAUUUGCCUUCCUGCCGAUCAUUAUUUUCGAGUCCGGUUGGACACUGCGAUGGAAAGAUUUCUUCUCGCAGUUGGGCUACAUCCUUGUUUUCGCUAUCUUAGGCUCCAUGAUCUCCAUGGUGGUUGUAGGUGAGCUGAUCCUGGCCACCAGCCAGUAUCACUCCAUCAGCAACCGCCGGACAGCCUUUGCAUACGGCUCGCUGAUCGCCGCAACAGAUCCGGUGGCGACGCUGGCCACAUACGCCAGCCUCAAAGUGGAGCCGGUGCUGAACAUCAUGGUCUUCGGGGAGUCCAUGAUAAAUGAUGCCGUUGCCAUUGUCAUCUUCGAGAUUCUGAAUAGCGAUGCUAUCUUCGGUGACCCCUGCCAUCCCGUGACGCAGAACGACAUCUCGCUAGCAGUGACGGCAGGCAUCUUCCAGAAGCUGGCCUACUCCAUCGGAAUUGGCCUUGGCGUAAGCAUGGUUCUCAUUCUAGGUCUCCGUUUCGCAAGCCUCAAGCAUUCCCAGCUCAUGGAGAUCCUGUACAUCAUGGCCUCCGCGUAUUUGAUCUAUGCUGUGGCUGAAACCUUGCACUCCUCCGGGAUUAUUGCGACACUGUUUGGGUCAAUGCUUAUGGGUAUCUACGCGAAGCCGCAUCUCUCCGACGAGGGGCUGCUUCUGGCCACAUUCUUCGUGAAAGGAAUGGCUACGUUGGCAGAUACCUUCACGUUUCUAGUCGUAGGCGUCGGGGCAGUGGCCGCCGUUCAUGAGCGGUCCAGGGCCAAGUUCAGCCUUUGGGUGAUGCUUUUCUGCAUCGUCGGUCGCGUUGCCGCCGUCAUCCCCUGCGGAGGCAUUGUCAAUGCAUCGAAAGCAGCCAUUGGCCGGCACAACAAGGCUCCACGCGAAGACUGGUUCAUGUUGUCUUGGCAGCAUCUCUUCAUGAUGUGGCACGCCGGCUUGCGAGGUGCAAUUGCCUUGGUUCUGUGCUGGGAGCUUGGAGACUGGGUCGACGAGAUAGAAGGGCCAGGAACCAAAGAGAUCCUGAUUACCAGCACGCUGGUGGUGAUCUGCGUGUUCUUGCUUUUCUUCGGCGGCACAACGCAGUGCAUGCUACGGUGCCUGAAGAUCCGGAUGGGGGAGGACAUGCCAGAAAACAUCAUGGCAGGCAACACCAUGCUAGGUUGCGCACGGGACUGUGGGCACUUUAUCGACCGUCGGCUGCUGUGGCCCUGCUUGGUGGGUGGCCCAAACAGCAAGGAUGCUUCACUGGAGGAGAUUACGCGAACUGCCUUGCACGAGCUUCUUCAGGAGACUGGCAUGUCGCAUCGCAGCCAGGCCUUCUUUCGGCGAGGAUCUACCACCUUUGGGGCAUCCUUUUGUGCGGAUGAGACCAUCGGGGAUUCCGAGUGCACAACCUCUACAGAAGAGGAUGGCCGCUGA
This is a messenger RNA of Symbiodinium pilosum, 1453 nucleotides long. NCBI's taxonomy places the organism in Eukaryota, Dinophyceae, Suessiales, Symbiodiniaceae. The record is from the annotation of a GenBank genome assembly.